Toxoplasma gondii ME49 is the source of this 1889-nucleotide messenger RNA. It is a transcript of the gene SRS16B, whose product is annotated as SAG-related sequence SRS16B. The transcript has a single exon. Gene Ontology annotation, cellular component: membrane. The record is from RefSeq and is a predicted model, not a curated record. The coding region runs from base 1 to 1197 and encodes 398 amino acids. NCBI's taxonomy places the organism in Eukaryota, Apicomplexa, Conoidasida, Eucoccidiorida, Sarcocystidae.
AUGGAAAGGACAGGCAAUAUGCAGCAACGGCUUGGAGGGUUCAAGUCCCAAGUCCGAAAGUUGAUGGCAGUUUGUAUCGGUGGAAUUUUGUUGCUCUCUAGCGGACAGGGUCUUGCCGACAGUCUGCAUGAAGGACUUCAGAGUCUCAGUUUGAAGUCUCAAGUCGGCGUGAGUUCCAAGGUAGAUGUCACGGGGACACAUGCGAAGUGUGAAUUUUCUACGGCAGGCGCGGGAUCUAGCACUGCAGUUAGUAAACAGAGCCUGACGUUGUCAAAAGGAAGUCUCACGGCCACUCUGGAGUGUACCGCUAAAGACGGUGGAACCAUCUCAUCGAUUCCUAAUCCUCUGGCUGGAAAUGUGUGUGUUACAAAACAGAAACAGAGUGAAACACCAUGCAAUUUUGGGGAAAACGGAGGCGCCGCGGCGAGCGUCCAGGUUCCAUUGAAAGACGUACUUGGGACGACAAGCGCUGUUCAGUGGAUGAAUACCACUGCGGAACAGAAAGCCAUUCAAUCUCAAAAGUGGACGCUGAAGCUGAAUGAAGAAGACCUUCCUAUAUCCGACAAGACCUUUGACGUCGGGUGUACAUACACCACCACCGGCAAAGCAGCUGCAAAUCCCGCAGUGUGCCAGCUCACAGUCAAUGUGAAAGCAAGAGCCUCUUCUGUUGCAGACGAGAACGUCGUCACAUGCUCCUACGGCGCCGAGAGCAACUCAGAGGCUUUGAAGGUGGAUAUGACAACAACAAGGAACACGGUGACCAUUGACUGUGGGUCGGAGGGCACUUUGAAUCCUGCCGCAGAUAGCGCCCAAUACUGCAACCCACAGAACAAAGACUUGGAUGAUUGCAAGAAGAAGUUUGUCGAUAUUCUGCCGAAUUUUGUGAUUAGCUGGUGGAAAACGCCGACGCCUGGCAAUGCCUCUAUACUGACAAUCCCAGCGGCGGACUUCCCAGAAUCAGAGCAGCAGUUCCGUUUGGGUUGUGUCCCCAACAAAGCCCCGCAAAGCGAUUCACAAGAUACCAGGGUUGAUAACCAAAGUCAAGUUCAGUCACGGACUUCCGCACCGACGACCUGCAGUGUGUUGGUGACUGUCAAGGCUGCCAGUUCUGCUUCGUACGCGUCACCAAGUCUUCAGACGUUGAUUGCAGUCUCAGGCGCGGCGGUGGUGUCGGGGUUCGUUGUUGCUUCAUUGUAAGCAGGCUGGUUACGCUGUGUCUGAACGCAGAAUUCCGUGCUUCCGCACGCCGCUUCAGUUUUCGCCACUUUGUCGUGGUGGCCCGUCUCCGUUUCCUCCCACACUCCACAGACCACGCUAGGAGGGGCUCGUCUGGUACUGGGAGAGGACGUGUUCUGAUGUCCUGAAACGAGGGCGCUGCGUGGGAACCGGUCGGGCUGAAGAUUCGUCAAGGCCUGGUGGAUGCGACGUAAAUAUGAAAAUGACUUGAUAGCACGAGGGUCGCGGCAAAUGCACACCCAAACAGCAACACUUGUAAGAUAUCUAGUUACUGAAUGGAGAAACGGGAUUCGUGUGCGUGAUGAAAUCGUGCCAAUAGACGAAGGCAUGUGAGUGUGUGAGUGUUAUACCGCCCCCUCCUCUCAGUUGAAUCAUAUGUACCAGAAAAAGGUGAAGGCGUCCCAUUCGGAGUACCAUUCUCGAUUCGGGCGUGAGGAAUGGUGUAUAAACAGGUUUCGAAGCUCCUACCAAAGUAUUUGUACCUAUCGGUCGACAAAAGCAUUUCCGCGCCUCUACCGUGCGAGUAUUCUCGCAACGGUUUGCCGUGGAUACAGGUGUUCUUCUCAGUCACGUAACUGAUGCCUGUCUCGCUCCCACUGGUUGUCUGCGAUAGUUGUAGCGGAAAACGAUGGAGUGGUUUUUGACGUCAGAGG